CUUAAAGAUCUCAAUAAACACAUCAUUUUAACUUUUAAUACGUAAUGUACGGAGGUUAUCCAAAACUAUAUUUUCUUUAUAUCGCCUACUGACUUCUUCGGUGGUCUUUUGGCGUACGUUUCACCACCGUUACCUAGCAACCAGACUCCUGCCUGUACAGCUGUCCGUCCGGCUCCAGACGCUCAGCGCUGCCGUGGUAGGCUACAUUAUUAAUGAUGGCAGCGAAACUAAACCUGUCCGAGAAACCAUAUGUCAAGAAAGAAAGAGACAGAAAUACUGUAGCUAGUUGCAGGAUGAUGUCAGGAGCGAGAGCAUGGCCGUGGACCGGAUCAACUUAAAACUAACGCUAAUGUCGCAGUGCUGCUGAAGGACCAGUUCAGACCCCCAGUGAAGAGAGGUUGACAUUUUCUGUUACAGACAAAGUGUCCAUGGAGGGAGAACUGGAGGAAUCAGAUGAUGAUGUUCAGGGAGAGGACAAGCCCACUGUGCUCUGGGAGAAGUGCAUUCAGCAGAGCAUCUUUGUUGACCUAAGUGAGGAUGAAAGUCUCCACUUGAGUGAUUUGGAGAGUUCUUUAGCUUUACAUCUGUCUCAGGCAGAGUCUGCUGCCUCAGAGGUCAGCAUCCAUCUCAGUGCAGGUAGUGCAGAGUUGUCAGCCUUGGAUGUUACCUCCUCAGAGUCCAGUGUUGUCAGCACUCAGAGUGAGAGGGGAGGAGAGAGAAAAAGCAGCAUAUUGCACGUGUCUGCCCAAAGACCAAACACCAUGCAAGAUCAGCCUCCCUUAAACCAGGGUUGUGAGGACCCGGGGCAAAAUACUAGUGACGAAGAUCAGGAUGACCUACCUUAUGAUGGUGACCUUGGAAGACGCUACUUCAACCAGACAGCUACCUCUGAGAGCAACAUGAGCUCCGAUGGAGGAGAAACUGUUCAUGCAAGUCCUGAUGUUCCUGGUUUGCUUGAAUGUAAUAUAAGAGAUAGAGAUGAUGUUAUCGAUCGCUUGGAUUCUGCUGAGCACAAUUCUGAGGAACCAACAAAAGUGGCUCCAGAGGAUGCCAACACCAAAAAGGACAACUUUUUUGAUGCCUCCAAGCCGAGUGAGGUUUCCCCACCAUGCCACUGUCCUGUAGACAUUAACCAGUUGUUGCUACGACACUUCUCCCAGGAUGAGUUGCUGCGGUCAGGUAGGCUGAUUGAGGCAGAGACCUUACCGGAGGUGUCCCUGCUGGAGAGCAUGGAUGACACUGUUUUUAGCUGGGCUCAAACACACAACAGCACAGCAAUCAAUGGUAGCCACUCAGAGAGCGCUGCAUGUAAUUCUGAGAUUCAUUCUGAGAGUUUCUGCUCUGGCAGGGCUGAAGAAAACAGUAGAAGUGCAUCGAAAAAUUCAAGUUUAGAGGAAGAAGCAGAAAGGAAAAUUGAUAAUGUAACCUCUGCUGCUAAAGACAGUAUUACGUCCAGCUCUGCAAGCACUGACUCAAAACAGGACAGUGGGGAUACAAGUGCCGUAGAUGAAGCACAGCAGGAAAAGACAGAAGAGGGUGAUGAGGUUCCGAGAGUCCCCCUUGUGCGCACCAGAUCCUUCAGUGAGAUGAAGUAUGGCCAGGGCCAAGUCCAUUACCCGCUCCCUGAUUUCUCCAAGGUUGCUCCCAAAGUAAAAAUCCCCAAAGCUCCAAGUGGACCAGCCAGACCUGUUCCUCAGAGCCCCAGCACCAUCCACAGAGCCCAGUCCUCUCCAGGGAUGUUAGAGGUGAUCAGCAGAGUCCUGGAGGAUUCGGUCCAGCCAUCAGAGAAGCCCUAUGUCUUCAAAGACGAGGACAAAGAGACUCCUCCAGCACUGGUGCAUCACCUGCAGGCUGAAUAUGAUAAAUUACUUACCAAAUAUGCUGAGGCAGAGAACCUUAUAGAUCAAAUGAGACUAGGAACCAAUACUCAGCUCUCUUCAGAACCAAUGCUUUAUUUCGAGUGUGAUGAUGAUAAUCAGGGAAACUUAGCUGGAGUUGAGGGAAGCCAUCUUGGAUCCUUGGCUCCUCACUUUCCCCCAUCAGAAAACUUUGGUGUAAAAGAAGAAACACCUCCCCAGAGCAACAUUAAAGAGGUGAACACAGCUUCCCCCAGCCAGCCUGAGGAGGGUCCCAGUGAUGGGGAAAGAAUGACUGCUGAGCUGACAGACAUCAUUCACCAGUUCAUGCAGAAAGUGGAAGAAUUCAAAUUGAGCGUAAGCAACAUGUCAGUGAGCACAGCAGAACAGCAGAUGAUACUGAGGAGCAUUAUGGAGGCUCAGGACCAGCUGGAAAGAAAAUACAUCAGUAAGAAGGAAGAGCACAGAGCUCUGGAGAUGCAGAACUACAUGGGCCUGUCCAGGAACACUGGCACCUUUGACCCAAACAGGCAGGUGGAGGGAGACAUAUUCAGGAUAGGGAUGCACCUUGAGGACAUAAAGGAGAUGAUAGACAAAAACGUGUGUGAGCAGAUUUCUCCUCCCCACUCAACCUCCACUCCUACGCCCAUGAAAGAGAUGCUGCAUGUGAGGCCCAGUCCUUUCUGCUUGCCCACACCCUCACCUCCACCAUCCCUGCAUGAGGGACCAAGUGCAGGUUUUUCCACUGUGGGUUAUAAGAUAGAGGCACAGAAAGAGGAAGAAAAAGAAGAGGAGGAGGUCAGUGAGGCCCAUGCAGAUGACGGUUUACAGUAUUUAAGGAGCUCACAGGGCUCUCUGGGCGGACUGGACACCCAGACAGCUGAGACUGAAGAGGAGAGGAGCUCUCUCUUGUCAGAGGCGAUAGAUCACAGUAACAUCUUAGCAUACUUGAGUGGAACGAGCUCAUCCUCAAGACAGAGAGAGUGGACGCCCGACAGUUGUAGCUCCCUGUACAGUGUCCUGAACCCAGUGGGUGAAUGUGAUCUGGGUGAUUGUGUGAGUCUGGCUGUGGAGGUCUCUUCUUCCUCUGAUGCACCCAGAGUCUCAAGCACCCACAGCCUCUCAGAGCCGCCUCUCAACACCUCCUCUGUAUCACAGAGGAUUGUGAGCCCAGAGACAGACAGUGGAUUUGGAAGCUCUUACUUGAAUCAAUCAGCUUCUGGAUCAUUUCAACCAAAUCUGCUCUCAGAAAGUGUGCAGUCCCAGAAUGAUGCUUUAAGUAGCUCAGACAGUGAGGGCUCCUGCUCCAACCUGCAGACUGCCAUCCAUUCAGCCAGCCUCACCAGCCAGCGGUGGGCCAGUCCACACCCAUCAGUCCAAACACAGUCCUGUGGGGCGGCAGUGGCAGUGGAGCGGUGGGUGGAGAGCACCACUAAGGAGCCCUCAGUCAGGCUCCAGGGAUCUGAAGGCAGACCACCUGCUCAGCUCCAUCAGCACGUAUCUGAGCCUGUACUCAGCACCACCAUGGAUACAGAAGAGACAGACAGCCCACUGUACUCCUGCUCUUGUAAUAGUGAGGCUAUCGUGGCCUUGCAGUCAGAGGUGUCAAGACUGAAGAAGGACCUUGAGGAGGGCUUGGUCCAGCUGCCUCACCUAGCAGAGAAGAUGGACUAUCUCACCUGCAAAUACAAACAGGAUCGUCAGGAGCGCAAGUCUAAAACCAGACCUCGGACCCACCACAGGCCAGCCUGCAACAGUGUGUGGAAGCCAUCGAGUAGCAGACAGAAUGUGAGCAAUCUCAGCUCCAGCCAGGUGCGGCUAGAGGACUGGAUCUCUUCAGACAUGGACCCCAGCAAGAGCAAAGGUACAGACAGUGAUGACGUGGCUGGCUCUGAGAUUAUGUUGCAAUAUAAACUUCAUGGGCAACUGCAGUCCAACAGAGGGUCAGAGGGGAAUGGCUCAGGGAAAACCUCUGGUCUGACCAGCUCCAUUUUAAAAGGGAGGAAUGAGGAGGCUUCUAACAGCCAUGCCAAGCAGAGAGCACAAACAGCCGUCAUGGAGCGUUUUUACUCCAAGGAGAGAUGGUCUCUUUUCUCCUCUCCAUCUCCUCAGAAGCCCCUUCUCCAGGUCAGCUACGCGUCCUCCAGCAGCCUGCCUGCAAGCUAUAAAGUUAGGGAGCCAAUGCUGCAGUCCACGUCCCAUCACAGAAAGCGCUCCACCCAGUCAGACUCGGCACUCCUGCCCAGCAAUGUGUACUUCCAGCGGACACUGUCCCCAGUAUCAGUGCCCUCAAAGACUGGCAGCAGGACAGGCAGACGCAGGGGGAGCAAGGAGGAAGAAAUGAACAGGACCCUAGACCAGGCUAUUGAGGUGGCCCGCAGCAUGAAGAGGACCACAGACCGAAUGGCCAAGAGACUGUCAGCUGACCUGGCCAAGGCUCAACUGCACAGGAAAAUGCACAGCCUGCAGCCACUAGGGGGCAGGAAACACCACACACCAGAUUACUGUAAUCAUCAAUCUGCCAGUCCAUAUGAUACCUGAUGUAGAAUGUCCUUGUUGCACGAUAAGAGAGUUAUUUAAGGACAUUUUUGUGUUAAGUUAUUGAUUUUGUACAUGGUUGUAUAUUUAUAAUACAUAGAGAAGUCUGAAAUCACACUGUAAAAAUAACAUUUUGGAUAUUGUAAUCUUACCUGUGGUUUGUAAGUUUGGGUUGUUGUUUUUUUUUUUAAAGUAAACUGAUACUUUUGUUGAUGGACAGAAUUUUGUUUGUAUUGAGUGUUUUUACAUUUUGAUGAUGUCUUUUGGCAGCUUCAUUCUUUAAACAUUCAUACUUUAUAUCCACUAUAGUGGGCAAAAUUACUUUCUGACAUCAGAUUUCUGACAUAAGGACAAUAUUAGAUCAAUACUCAUUUAUUUUAUCAGAAAUGAAUUGGUGAAAACUUUUUUUGUAAGAAUAGUAUGAUCCUGUUAUGACAUUUGGUUUGGGGGCAGUGUCAGUACAGUGUCACUCAGCAAUAAACAUAAACUUUAUCUUUUCACAA
Molecule: messenger RNA, 4897 nt
Organism: Dicentrarchus labrax (European seabass)
Lineage: Eukaryota; Metazoa; Chordata; Actinopteri; Moronidae
Exons: 22
Coding region: 429-4397 (1322 amino acids)
Source: RefSeq, a predicted model, not a curated record